UUCCCCUGUGAAUUUGGCAGAUCAAUCUGAAGCGUCGUGCGUGCGGGCUAGAGCAAUGGAGGCAGAGCAUCCCGGCUGCCGCGCGGCCGCCACCGACGAGGACGACGAGUCGCCGGUGGAGCAGGUCCGGCUGACCGUGCCGACGACCGACGACCCGUCGCUGCCGGUGUGGACGUUCCGGAUGUGGACCAUCGGGGUCCUCUCGUGCGCGACGCUCUCCUUCAUCAACCAGUUCUUCUCCUACCGCUCAGAGCCCAUCGUCAUCACGCAGAUCACCGUCCAGGUGGCGGCGCUGCCGAUAGGGCACUUCUUGGCGCGGGUGCUGCCGGAGAGGAAGUUCACGGUGUUCGGCUGGGAGUGCUCGCUGAACCCUGGCCCCUUCAACGUGAAGGAGCACGUCCUGAUCUCCAUCUUCGCCAACGCCGGCGCCGCGUUCGGCAACGGCGGCGCCUACGCCAUCGACAUCAUCAACAUCAUCAAGGCGUUCUACCGGCGCAACAUCUCCUUCCCCACCGGCCUUCUCCUCGUCAUCACGACUCAGGUGUUGGGUUACGGAUGGGCAGGGCUGAUGAGGAAGUACGUGGUGGAGCCGGCGCACAUGUGGUGGCCGCAGAGUCUCGUGCAGGUUUCUCUCCUGAGGGCGCUACACGAGAAGGAGAACCUGCGGAUGACGCGGGCCAAGUUCUUCCUGAUCGCGCUGAUCUGCAGCGCGGCGUGGUACGUGGUGCCGGGGUACCUGUUCCCGACCGUGGGGGCGGUGUCGUGGCUGUGCUGGGCGUACCCGAGGUCGGUGACGAUGCAGCAGGUCGGGUCGGGGAUGAGCGGCCUCGGCGUCGGCGCCUUCACGCUCGACUGGGCCACCGUCGUCUCCUUCCUCGGGAGCCCGCUGGUGUACCCGUUCUUCGCCAUCGUCAACGUCUGGGCGGGCUUCGUGCUCUUCGCCUACAUCAUGCUGCCCGUCGCCUACUGGGCGCUCAACCUCUUCCAGGCCAGCACGUUCCCGCUCUUCUCCGCCCACCUGUUCGACCGCGCCGGCCAGGAGUACAACAUCUCCGCCAUCGUCAACGACCGGUUCGAGAUCGACCCGGACGCCUACGCGCGGCAGGGCAGGAUCCACCUCAGCCUCUUCUUCGCCAUCUCCUACGGCCUCGGCUUCGCCACCAUCGCCGCCACCCUGUCCCACGUCGCCCUCUUCUAUGGAAAGGAGAUGUACCAGAAGUUCAGGAAGGCGGCCAGGGAGAAGCCGGACGUGCACACGAGGCUGAUGAGGAGGUACGAGGACAUCCCCAACUGGUGGUUCUACGGCAUGCUCGCGCUGGCCAUGGCGACGUCGCUGGUGCUCUGCACCGUCUUCAAGGACGAGGUGCAGCUGCCGUGGUGGGCGCUCCUCGCGGCCAUGGCCGUCGCCUUCUUCUUCACGCUCCCCAUCAGUGUCAUCACCGCCACCACAAACACGACGCCGGGGCUGAAUAUCAUCACGGAGUAUGUCAUGGGACUGAUCAUGCCAGGGAAGCCGAUAGCCAACGUGUGCUUUAAGGUUUAUGGUUACAUCAGCAUGAACCAGGCCGUCUCCUUCCUCACAGACUUCAAACUCGGCCACUACAUGAAAAUUCCUCCGAGAUCCAUGUUUCUAGUCCAGUUCAUCGGGACGAUCGUGGCUGGGACGGUGAACAUGGCGGUGGCGUGGUGGCUGCUGUCGACGGUGCCGCACAUCUGCGACAGGAAGCACCUGCCGGCCGGGAGCCCGUGGACGUGCCCGGGCUCCCGCGUGUUCUUCGACGCGUCGGUGAUCUGGGGCCUGGUCGGGCCGCGCCGCAUCUUCGGGCCGCUGGGCUACUACGGCAGCCUCAACUGGUUCUUCCUCGGCGGGCUGGCCGGGCCGGCGGUGGUGUGGCUGCUGGCCAGGGCGCUGCCGCGGCACGCCGGCUGGAUCAGGCUCAUCCACCUGCCCGUGCUCCUCGGCGCCACGGCCAACAUGCCGCCGGCGUCGACGCUCAACUACACGGCGUGGUGCUCCGUCGGCGCCGUGUUCAACUACCUAGUGUUCCGGCGCCGCAAGGCGUGGUGGCAGCGCUACAACUACGUGCUGUCGGCGGCGCUGGACGCCGGCGUGGCCAUCAUGGGCGUGCUCAUCUUCUUCUGCCUCUCCAACCGGGACAUCACCAUCGACUGGUGGGGGACCAGCUCCAGCAACAUCGAUCACUGCGACCUCUCCACCUGCCCCACCGCCAAGGGAGUCAUCGUGGACGGCUGCCCCGUUUUCUGACCGAUCAUCCAACGUACUUUACUGCCUCUCCGUAGAUGUUCUGUAAAUCAAUCAGAGCAAACAAAACAGUGCUCGUUUAAAUAUUGGCAGUUCUUUAUUUAGAGUUGUAUAUAGUAUGAACUAUGAAACAUCGUUGAGUUUUACUAUUAGUCAUAACACUACUAGGUAACAGGUAUCCAGAUGCUCUUUAUGUUUUUUUUUGUGUUCGAUGAGAUGCAUCUUUUCUUCUGCUGGAUAUUACUACUACUACUGGCAUUGGUUACUCCCAGUGGAGUUAUACAUGCGCACAGACUGUGAGUACCAGAGCUUAAUGUGUAA
Oryza brachyantha (malo sina) is the source of this 2584-nucleotide messenger RNA. RefSeq names its product oligopeptide transporter 4-like. NCBI's taxonomy places the organism in Eukaryota, Viridiplantae, Streptophyta, Magnoliopsida, Poales, Poaceae. Gene Ontology annotation, biological process: transmembrane transport. Gene Ontology annotation, molecular function: oligopeptide transmembrane transporter activity. The coding region runs from base 56 to 2266 and encodes 736 amino acids. The record is from RefSeq and is a predicted model, not a curated record. The transcript is spliced from 7 exons.